Molecule: messenger RNA, 3467 nt
Organism: Biomphalaria glabrata
Lineage: Eukaryota; Metazoa; Mollusca; Gastropoda; Planorbidae
Product: sodium-independent sulfate anion transporter-like
Exons: 19
Coding region: 1195-3363 (722 amino acids)
Biological process (GO): transmembrane transport
Cellular component (GO): membrane
Molecular function (GO): secondary active sulfate transmembrane transporter activity
Source: RefSeq, a predicted model, not a curated record
UUUAAAAGGAAUCAUGUGAAUUUCGUAGAUCUAGAUAUUAACAUUGGUUUAAACAAGGAAAUUACUCUGGCAAUAGAUGCCGAAAGAGUCUCAAUUUAAGUCUAGAUUCUAGAUCUACUAGCGCUAACAGAAUCUAAUCUAAGCAUUGGAAGAUGCAUGCUACAAUCUAGAAGCAGACAUAUUAUAGAGAUCUAGAUCUCGAGGAUCUAGAUCUAGAACUUGACAAUAUGGAUUUAGAUCAUCUUCAUUAAGGACUAUACUAGAACUAUACUGGACAGGAACAGUUCCUGUGAAUACUAGUAACUUUAUUGGAUGCCAAUGUUUCCUCUGAUAGACUCGGAGCAUUUUAUUGACAAGAAAAUAUAAAAAUCUUUUUUUUUUCAAACAAAUACAAAACUGUUUCUACAAAGAGAGUAAUUUUUAAAAAUAUCCAACACUGCCGUGAGUAUGGCGAAGAAGCCACAGGAAAGUCAAAAGUCGAUCUUUUGAAACAUCAGAAAUACAUUUCAGUUACUAUUAAGAAGAAAAUGGAAUCUUCAACUCAAAUGUGAAAUCAGUUCUUUUGAAUGGUGCAGAGAGUUACAAAAUACAAAACAGACAAGGUCCAGACAUUCACUAAUAAAUGCAAAUCAAUAGAAACGCAAAUGGAGUAGAAUUAUGCAUACAUUGUCAGAACCAACAGAAAGUAUUGCAAAACAGACAGGAAGAGGAAAGCAAACAGGGAAGAGAUCAGUAGACUAGAGACACUGCAGGAAAUAGCCCAGAAUAGAAUUCGAUGGCGAAGUUAUGCUGUGUCCCUAAGCUCCACUGGAAGACUGAAAGUACUACUGUGUCACUAAGCUCCACUGGAAGACUGAUAGUACUACUGUGUCACUAAACUGUACUACUGUGUCACUAAGCUCCACUGGAAGACUGAUAGUACUACUGUGUCACUAAGCUCCACUGGAAGACUGAUAGUACUACUGUGUCACUAAGCUCCACUGGAAGACUGAUAGUACUACUGUGUCACUAAGCUCCACUGGAAGACUGAUAGUACUACUGUGUCACUAAGCUCCACUGGAAGACUGAUAGUACUACUGUGUCACUAAGCUCCACUGGAAGACUGAUAGUACUACUGUGUCACUAAGCUCCACUGGAAGACAAAAGGACUAAUUGUUGAACGUGAAGAUCUUCAAAGCUCUCUUGAACUUGUCAAUGUUAAUGAUGCCCGAAGCCCGGGAGAAGACAGUUAUUAAGAGUGGUCAAACUCAGAGCUUUAAGAUGACGUCAUGUGAGUUACUUGAUCAGUCAGAUUGUCCAGUCUUUUCACAGAAUGACGUUUAUCAAGGACAGAGUCCUCCAAGACAAGGAGCUAAGCGAAUCUCUCAAGUCGGGAUGAAACUCAAACAAUGUUGUCUCCAGACUUUUACUCUUCAGAAUUUUCUGAACAAGUUUCCCAUCAUACAUUGGUUACCAAAAUAUAGAUGCGACACAUUUCAGAGUGACCUAAUAGCUGGACUCACUGUUGGUCUGACUGUUAUUCCACAAGGUUUGGCGUAUGCCCAGGUUGCAGAUCUUCCAGCUCAGUUCGGUUUGUAUUCGGCUUUUAUCGGCUGUUUCAUCUACGCUUUGAUGGGGACCUCCAAAGACAUUACGCUGGGUCCGACAGCCAUCUUGUCUUUAAUGACAGCAACCUUCGCCACUAGAGUGUCUCCGGUACUUCCAUCAGGAGAAAAGGACACGACCAUCGCCCUUCUGAUGACCUUCAUGUGUGGAAUCUUCCAGUUCAUUCUUGGAGUUCUAAAACUUGGAAUUCUCGUCAAUUUUAUUUCAUAUCCAGUAAUUAACGCAUUCACAACUGCGGCAGCAAUCACAAUAGGCUUUGGUCAAGUCAAGAACAUCCUUGGACUAGACGACAUCCCAGAUGACUUUAUUGAUAUGGUGUACCUGACGUUCAAGAAACUUCCAGAAACAAGAAUUUGGGACAUGACCAUGGGACUAAUUAGCUUUGUCCUAGUGACCUUACUAAAGAUAAUCAGAGACCUGAAGUGGGUGAAAGCCAGAGAUCCAGAGAAUCAAGUCUCAAUCUUCCAUCUCAUUUUACGCAAAUGUCUCUGGAUUAUUGGAACAGCUAGCAAUGCCAUCGUUGUCAUAUCUGCGUCUGGUGUGGUCGCCAUCUUGGAGUACAGAGGUAUGACAGACUAUAUCCGAGUGACUGGACACAUCAAACCUGGUCUGCCUGAGUUUACUCUGCCCAGAUUUCAAGUGGAUACGGGCAACGUGACCUUAUCAACAGGCCAGAUUUUCUCAAAUCUUGGCGCUGGAUUGGUCAUCGUUCCGCUGUUAUCUUUAGUUGAAGCCAUGGCAGUAGGAAAAGCAUUUGCUCGAGUAAAUAAUUACAAAAUUGAUCCGUCUCAGGAGUUUUUAGCCAUUGGCGUUUCCAACAUUGUGAGUGCAUUCUUCCAGUCGUACCCAGUGACAGGAAGUUUCUCCAGAACGGCUGUAAACUCACAAAGCGGUGUUCGCACACCAAUGGGUGGCGUGUGGACGGGUGGACUGGUCAUCCUCGCCCUGUGUGUUCUGACCCCAUGGUUUUACUACAUUCCCAAGUCUGCCCUUGCAGCCGUCAUCAUCUCAGCCGUGAUACCAAUGGUAGAGUACCACACAGUGAUAGAGCUCUGGAGGGCAAAUAGUAAGUCUUUACCAAUGAUAGAAUACCUCACAGUCAUAGAGCUCUGGAGGGCAAAUAGUAAGUCUUUACCAAUGAUAGAAUACCUCACAGUCAUAGAGCUCUGGAGGGCAAAUAGUAAGUCUUUACCAAUGAUAGAAUACCUCACAGUGAUAGAGCUCUGGAGGGCUAAUAAGUUUGAUCUGGUUCCCUACUUCAUCACUUUCAUCUGCUCAUUACUUGUUGGGAUAGAGUACGGCAUUCUGAUUGGUGUUGGUAUAUCUCUGGUUAUGAUACUUUAUCCCACGGCUCGACCAAAGAUUGAGUACACCUACAGACCUGGCGUUGUCAUCGUGACCCCAACACAAGGUCUUAACUUCCCAGCAGCGGAGUACAUGGAGUCAAGGGCUUUAGAGAAAAGUUUGAACGGUGAUGAUGCCCCCAGACACAUUGUUUUGAACAUGGAACACAUGACUGACCUGGACUACACGGCCAUUCAGUCCCUCAAAACAUUACAAGUGGACUGUGGUCUGCACAAUGUCAUGUUGGUUUUAACCAAUGGUCAGUCACGUGUCACUGAGCGCAUCCAAUCAGCAAACUUAAAGAAUGUCUCCAUGUUCGAAACAAUCUCAGAAGCUUUAACGAAGCUGGAAACUUCAGAAGAAGACGCCGCCCUUACCUCUGUAGCUUGUAAAGAAGAAGAUUGUCGAUUAUAACCUCAUUUGUAUUGAAGCAAUCUAGGACCUGUUUUAAAUACGUUUUAGAACUGAUAUUAUUUAUUUGAAAAAAAAAAAAAAUGAAACUCAACCACAAUAAAUUU